GCGCGGUGCUGGGGCAGGCCGCGCCGCGCCGCGCCGCGCCGGGCCCGUCCGCGCUGAUGGAGGACGAGCCCUGCCCUGAGCUGGUCCCGAUAGGCGGCGCGGAGCAGAGCGAUGCCGGCCCCGGCAGGAGGAUCCCCGUGACGAUCAUCACGGGGUACUUGGGAGCUGGAAAAACAACUCUUCUAAAUUACAUACUGACAGAACAGCACAAUAAAAGAAUUGCAGUUAUUCUGAAUGAAUUCGGAGAAGGAAGUGCCUUGGAGAAAUCUCUGGCAAUCAGUCAAGGGGGAGAGCUCUAUGAAGAAUGGCUGGAGCUCAGAAACGGCUGCUUGUGCUGUUCAGUAAAGGACAAUGGUGUGAAAGCAAUUGAGAACCUGAUGCAAAGGAGAGGAAAAUUUGAUUAUAUAUUGUUAGAAACAACUGGUUUGGCAGAUCCAGGAGCUGUGGCCUCCAUGUUUUGGGUUGAUUCUGAGCUGGGAAGUGACAUCUAUCUCGAUGUUUUAGGUAUUGUGUCUGUUGUUGAUGCAAAGCAUGGAUUGCAGCACUUGACAGAGGAGAAACCAGAAGGCCUUAUUAAUGAAGCAUCUCGGCAGGUUGCAUUAGCUGAUCUUAUAAUCAUCAAUAAAACAGAUUUGGUUUCAGAGGAAGAAUUGAAUAAGGUCAGAACAUCUGUGAGGUCAAUAAAUGGACUUGUUAAAAUUCUAGAGACACAAAGAUCAAGAGUUGAUCUCUCUAAUGUCUUGGAUCUACAUGCUUUUGACAGUUUAUCUGGAGUAAGUUUGCAGAAAAAGCUUGAGCAUGUAAAGACAACACAUGCACAUCUAGAUAAGGCUAUAAUUACAGUAACAUUUGAUGUUCAAGGAACUAUAAAAGAAGAAAACUUAAAUCUCUUUAUUCAGAAUCUUCUGUGGGAGAAGAAUGUGAAAGAUAAGACUGGAUGCAGCAUGGAUGUCAUAAGACUGAAGCAACAAAAUUAGAGUAUCCUGGUCUUCUCCUUCCUGGCAAAUAGAAGAGAACAGCCACGGAUGUAUCUGAAGCUGCCUGAAAAGCAGUAAUGCCAUGCACAAGCACAUUUCUGGUGUAUUGAGCAUUGGAAUCAAAUUAAUCCUUUAUGAAAUGUGAAGCCUGUGAUAAUAUGUGUGAUGUCCCUCAGUCACAGAAAAAUACAUCAAAGCAAAUGAACCCCAGGCAACUAAUUACAUAACAGGUUUCAGAGUUUGUUGCUUUUAUAUUUAUAUUUUAUCUGCAGUCAUAACCUUUUUGGCAGUAAUAGUUAUAGAAUUCCAACUAAUAGGUCAAAUGGAGACCUAUUUUAUGAAAUAUUUUUAAGUGUUUCUUUUUUUAGGGAAGUGUCCUGGCUUAGGGAAAAUUCUGGGAGGAACUUCCAGGAAGUAUAAGACAUGUUUUACAGAAUGUGUUCCACUAAAAUAUUUUAGAACAUUGUCCUAUGAAGUGAUGAAAACUGUUUUAAUAGAGUUUUUGAUAUGUGGGUUAGUAGACUCACACUGACUGUGAUCCCUUCUAAGACUGUUGCUUUUGUUUUACUUCACAAAUGUUUACUCUUUCUCCAAUAUUCAGGGAUUUUGUUUCAGAAAAGUAAAUACACUAAGCAUAAGAGCUUAAUUAGGCUAACCUGAAAUCAAACGUUUUUGUUCAUUUUACAUUAUUUUGUUGGCAGGCAAGCUUUCAUGGACUCCCAUUGUCAAAUACCAUGUAUUCAAAGAGGCAUAGUAGAUGAUGACAUUUAAUUUUUGAUUGGGCAGGCUAGGUACUGACCAAUGAGGAACAGAAAGCAAAGUAUGGUAAAGUGUAAUUCUUAACCUUUAACAAAAUAAGGAGAUCUGAAAAUGGAAGUUAUGAGUAGAUGUAUUGAUUGAUAAUAUACGUUUAUUUUGACUAACAAGUGCAUAGGUGCCAGAAGUAUUCCCUGCUUGAACUAGAUUGAAAGUUUUGUUUCCCCUCUUACAUAUUUUAGUUUUAAAGUUUUGUUUAUAUACCC
Molecule: messenger RNA, 1999 nt
Organism: Lonchura striata (white-rumped munia)
Lineage: Eukaryota; Metazoa; Chordata; Aves; Passeriformes; Estrildidae
Source: RefSeq, a predicted model, not a curated record